Phragmites australis (common reed) is the source of this 999-nucleotide messenger RNA. RefSeq names its product osmotin-like protein. Gene Ontology annotation, cellular component: extracellular region. The record is from RefSeq and is a predicted model, not a curated record. Bases 58 to 735 code for a protein of 225 amino acids. The transcript has a single exon. NCBI's taxonomy places the organism in Eukaryota, Viridiplantae, Streptophyta, Magnoliopsida, Poales, Poaceae. Gene Ontology annotation, biological process: defense response.
GCAUGUCUCGUCACAACUCUCAUCCACCACACGAGAAGCUAGCGAGCUUGUCAAGACAUGCCCAUGGCCAGAGCCCUCGCCUUCGUUGUCGUCCUCCUCGCCGCCAGCGCCGGCGCCUCAACGGCGACCACGCUGACCCUCCACAACAUCUGUCCGCACCCCAUCUGGCCCCUCGUCACCCCAAACUCCGGCCUCCCGUCCAUCUCCGACAACACCGCGCGCCUCGACCCCAACGCGCUCCUCUCCCUCUCCUUCCCGCCCACCUUCUGGGCCGGCCGCGUCGUCGCGCGCACGGGCUGCGACUCCGCGGCGUCGAGAUGCGACACCGGGGCCGCGCCGCCGGUCACCGUCGCACAGCUCACCGUCCACGACGGCGGGGACCUCGACCUGGCCGCGUACAGCGUGAGCCUGGUGGACGGCUUCAACGUGCCAAUGGUGAUCAGCCCGCAGGCGAUCGGCGGCGGGCAGUGCCCGGCGCUCGGAUGCGCCGUGGACCUAAACUGCGACUGCCCGCCCGCACAGCGCGUCGCAGACGGCGCAGCGUGCCGCGGCCCGCCGGGGUACUUCAAGAACCGGUGCCCGCUCACCAGGACGACGCCGACCGACGUCGAGCCCGUGCCGCAGAGCUGCCGCGCGCCGGGGGAGCUCAAGAUCAUUUUCUGCCAGCCGUCCAUGGUAGCCACGGCCGCCGCCGAAGCCGAGAUGGUCAUCCGGACCGUCGUCGCCGAUAGCUAGAUCGAUCCAGGCGUCUCGCUCGGUUGGUCUCACUUCGUUGAACUGUCGUCAUCUAGCCGUGCGUGUGCAUGCACGGGUUAAGAACUUGCUGAUUGCUGCUUAGUUAAUCUGGGUAUCCUCUUGUUCGUGUGUUUAGUGGAGACUCGGUAGCUUUGGCUCCCACGUGUGUACUCCUGGUGUAUGUAGAAAUCUGCCUUGAUGGACAAUAAUGCUACAUCAUGCACACGCUUUUGUAUGAACACUCUCGAUCUGAUAGUCUGAUUA